Messenger RNA from Cloeon dipterum, 1227 nucleotides. Its product is annotated as dnaJ homolog subfamily C member 8. Lineage: Eukaryota; Metazoa; Arthropoda; Insecta; Ephemeroptera; Baetidae. The record is from RefSeq and is a predicted model, not a curated record. The transcript is spliced from 2 exons. Gene Ontology annotation, cellular component: nucleus. Bases 39 to 794 code for a protein of 251 amino acids.
AAUUCACCGCUACCGGCUUUCAAUGAUCGGUCGAAAAUAUGGCGUCUUCCAGUCAAAACACUCCUGUUUCGACAGGCGAAAACUCGACAAACUUCGAUUCGUUUUAUACAGAAGUAAAAGAGAUCGAGAAGCGGGACUCAGUGUUGACGCCUUCCCAGCAGAUCGAGCGACUGAUGCGCCCCGGCUCCAGCUACUUCAACCUGAACCCCUUCGAGGUGCUGCAAGUGGACCCUGAAGCGUCGCUGGAAGAGAUCAGGAAGAAGUACAAACGGCUGUCCAUCCUGGUACAUCCGGACAAGAACCAGGACGAUGCUGAUAGAGCGCAGGAGGCCUUCGAGGUCGUCAACCGGUCGUGGAAAAUUCUCGAGAGCGACUUGUCAAGAGCAAAAUGCAUGGAAAUCGUCGAGGAGGCCAAGGGCCGGACAGAUUUGUCCAUCGAGGAGAAAAAGAAAAAAUUCAAGAAGGAUGGAAAGGAAUACGUCGAGUUGAGCCCGGAAGAAUACAAACGGCAGGUUUACGUGCUGACAAUGAAGUUGUUUGCAGACAUGGAACGCAAGAGGCGGGACCUUGAAAAGCGGGACAUGGAGGAGCGAAAAAGAAAGCGUGAGCAAGAAAUCGAUGCCGAGGAAAAAGCGAAGAAGGACAAAGAGUGGCAGCAAAAUUUCGAGGAGUCUCGGCAGAAUAGGGUGGAAAGCUGGAAAACCUUUCAAGCCGGUGGCAAAAAGAAAAAGUCGUCAGAGCCUAAAAAGGUCAAGCUGUUCAAACCUCCGAAGCACAAAGCUGAAACGAGAUAAAUUUAAUUAAAUUGGACAGACUCUGUGGAUUUGCUACUACUUUUCAACUGUGCCCAAAUUUUGUUUGUCGGUUGUUGCGUGAGAAGUGAAUCUCGUGUGCAGCAGCAAUUGCUUGGAUAAACGUGAAAAUGAGAAUUAUAUUGGGUCCAGGGUCCAAAAGUGUCCGACUGACAGUUUAUCGAGGGCUCAUGAUGUCGAUUGAUUUUGAGCUUUUUACAAACCGGGAGAUUUUAAUUUAAUUGAUCGGAGUUUUACACCAAACACUUUGUAAAAGUGAUCCAUAUUUAUUUCGAUUUUACAUGACUUAAAUUAAAACCGUAAAAUUAUUAUUACUCGAUUACGAGGUGUUUAAACUAAUAAGACAAUGACUUCUGAGUUGUAUGAAUGUGACGAUUUGCAAUGAAACUAUAGUUAUAAUAUAGCACGAACACAA